Molecule: messenger RNA, 1023 nt
Organism: Polypterus senegalus (gray bichir)
Lineage: Eukaryota; Metazoa; Chordata; Cladistia; Polypteriformes; Polypteridae
Gene: dctd
Product: dCMP deaminase
Exons: 6
Coding region: 79-666 (195 amino acids)
Biological process (GO): dTMP biosynthetic process; dUMP biosynthetic process
Cellular component (GO): cytoplasm
Molecular function (GO): dCMP deaminase activity
Source: RefSeq, a predicted model, not a curated record
GUAGCAACCCGGAACUCCUGUGUAGUUUUUUUUUUUGCACGUGUGGACGCUGGCGCGUGCGGGAAAAUCAAAGAUAAAAUGAGUGAAGAAGUCAGUUCCGGCUCCUCCCAGAUGCACAAAUGGCCUGAAGCUGAAGCUCCUUGUAGAAAGCGAGAAGACUACCUGGAGUGGCCUGAAUAUUUUAUGGCAGUUGCCUUCCUGUCAGCUCAAAGAAGCAAAGAUCCUAGCUCUCAGGUGGGUGCCUGCAUUGUUAAUCCUGAGAACAAAAUCGUUGGGAUUGGCUACAAUGGAAUGCCAAAUGGAUGUGAUGAUGACCUCCUUCCAUGGGCCAGAACAGCGUCAAACAAACUGGAUACCAAGUAUCCUUAUGUGUGCCAUGCAGAGCUGAAUUCAAUUAUGAACAAGAAUUCAGCUGAUGUGAAGGGAUGCACAAUGUAUGUUGCUUUGUUCCCUUGUAAUGAAUGUGCAAAGCUCAUCAUCCAAGCAGGUAUAAAGGAUGUGAUUUAUAUGUCUGACAAAUACCAUGAUACUCCAGAAAUGGCAGCAUCCAGACGUUUGUUUGACUUGGCUGGGAUUGAGUACAAGCAGUUUGCUCCAAAAUGCAGGAAGAUUGUCAUUGAUUUUGAUUCGAUUAACCACUCUGGAAUAAACCAAGAGACCAAAUGAAUUAUUUCACCUUUGUUUGAUGGAGCUUAUCAUGUAUUUUGAGUUUUCACAUUAAUGCAGAAGAUUGUUUAUUUAACUUUAUUAUGCUAAAUUUUGUUUCGUACUUUACAUCAUUGUGUAACCUUGGUGUAAAAAUACAUGUACAUAUAGUAUUCUAUUGAUUAUCUUUUAGAAAUCCACUGCAAACGUUUCUCUGUAGUUACAUCAUGUGCAUUACCUUGUAGUAUGGUUAUUGAAUUAAAUUGUUAAAUUAUGCAAAAUAUGGCUAAGUACUAUUCUUAAAUGCAGUAGUUAAUAAAUUUGCUAUUUAAAGAAAUACAAUUUAAAAAAAAAUAAAAAGAAAACCACUGAAAAAUA